ACUAUAAAACCCUAGCCAACGUUUAAGCUUCCCUAUUCGGCCGCUCCAGCCUCCCACCCGGACCGAAAAAACGGAGGGAAAACCGGGGGGAAAACAAAGGAAAAAUCAAGGAAAACUAGAAAAAGCGGAAAAAAUCGAAAGGAGCAGAUACAAUGUCUCUCUCAACAAUAUUCAGACGAGUGGGUCUCAAAGAUCUUGUUUCAAAUGCUCCUGUCUACAGUGGUGCCCGUGAGGCAUCCGGAGGACUGAACUUGAUUUUCAGGCGAUGGGCCACGAAAAAAAGUGCAGGAUCCACAAAAAAUGGUCGUGACUCUAAACCCAAGAACCUAGGUGUGAAGAAAUUCGGCGGAGAGAGAGUGAUUCCUGGGAACAUCAUUGUUCGCCAACGGGGUACUCGAUUCCACCCUGGGGAUUAUGUUGGGAUGGGAAAGGAUCACACUUUAUAUGCCCUGAAAGAAGGAAAUGUGCGGUUUGAACGCCACAAGCUGAGCGGCCGCAAGUGGGUGCAUGUUGAUCCUAAGGAUGGUCAUGUUCUUCACCCCAUCUAUGCAGAUGCUGCUACUAUACCGGAUGCUGAGAGCCUGUUAUGCUAGUUAUAAGCAUUCAACCUGGGUGUAAGUUGAUAGGAGCCUGAACAACAGAACUUAAAAUAUUUUCUUCUGUAUGCUUGUAAUAACCGAGCUUUGAAACACUUUGGACUUCAUUUUCAACAAUCAUAACAGAUAAAAGUGGGUGUCAAUGAUCCAAACUGGAAAGUCAUGCUGUAAGUGCUUGGAAGCUUGAUUGUGAUAUUGUAGCAUGAUGAUUUUGCUUCAAUGCUAGAAACUGCAAAACAUUAUGUAAGAUACAGUUGAAGGCAAGGUCUACAUUGAAUUACUGGACAUAUAAAGAAAAGUUGAUUGAAG
Messenger RNA from Elaeis guineensis (African oil palm), 905 nucleotides. RefSeq lists its product as uncharacterized. Gene Ontology annotation, cellular component: ribosome. Gene Ontology annotation, molecular function: structural constituent of ribosome. Gene Ontology annotation, biological process: translation. The record is from RefSeq and is a predicted model, not a curated record. NCBI's taxonomy places the organism in Eukaryota, Viridiplantae, Streptophyta, Magnoliopsida, Arecales, Arecaceae.